Molecule: messenger RNA, 1512 nt
Organism: Malassezia globosa CBS 7966
Lineage: Eukaryota; Fungi; Basidiomycota; Malasseziomycetes; Malasseziales; Malasseziaceae
Exons: 1
Coding region: 1-1512 (503 amino acids)
Biological process (GO): double-strand break repair via nonhomologous end joining; interstrand cross-link repair
Molecular function (GO): 5'-3' DNA exonuclease activity; damaged DNA binding
Source: RefSeq, a predicted model, not a curated record
AUGACGCCACCGAAGAAACGCGCACGAGUCGCAGAAUUCAGUGCCGAGUCACCCAAGACAGAGGAGGAGGCCGAUAGGCAUUUGCAAGCUGCCUUAAAAGCCAGUGUUCAGCGCGUCACUUGCCCAUUGUGCCAUGUUGAAUGGCCAGAAAGUGAGAUAGUACGACAUGCGAGCUCAUGUGGCACCGAAAGUGCUUCGAAAGAGGUUGAAAAGCAGUGGAAGGCUAUUCUUCCGGGACUAAGCAAGACACAUAAUCGUCGCAUCCCGUUCUUCAAGGUGUUAGAUGGCAUGCCACUAGCGGUUGAUGCAUUUCGGUACGGAGCGAUAGAGGGAUGCACAGCGUAUUUUCUGACGCAUUUUCACUCUGACCAUUAUGCUGGUCUUUCAUCAACCUGGAAGCACGGUCCCAUCUACUGCACACCUGCGACAUCGCGUCUUGUUCACGCCAAGUUGCGCGUCGACAAAAUGUGGCUGCGACCCAUUGCACUCGAUGUGCGCACACUGAUUCCUGACUCUGGUGGUGUCUACGUGACAUGCAUUGACGCUAAUCAUUGUCCAGGCUCGUGUUUGUUUUUGUUUGAAGGGCCGCUGACCGCGCACAUCCUUCCGUCGAGCAUACGCAAUCCACACAUCGGCACUUCGCGCGUGUUCCGAUACCUGCACUGUGGCGAUUUUCGCGCCUGUCCCGCACAUAAGACGCACCCAGCUUUGCAGCUAGGCAUCCUGGAUGCAAUUUAUCUCGACACGACCUACCUCGAUCCGCGGUAUUGCUUUCCUCCACAGGCACAGGUCGUUCAGGCGUGUAUCGAUUUGGUGGUGAUGCCACAUGCGCAGCCUCACGAUGUCACUCUCAUGUCAGCAUGGUUGAAGCAGCCGCAGGUCCGCAGUCAACCUUUGGUUGUAGUUGGCUCUUAUUCGAUUGGGAAAGAGCGGCUGUUCUUGGCACUCGCUAAAGCGUUGGACUCUUGCAUUUACUGCGCGGAUGCCCGAAAAUACGAGACCUAUGCUCUGCUUGACGAUCCAACACUACAGAGUCGCCUUACAAAAGACCCCAUGUCUGCGCGUGUGCAUGUGGUGACUUUGAAUGCCCUCUCUCUGGAUACAUUGCGCGCUUACACAGAAACGUUCGUGCGGCGCGGCAUGUCAAUUUCUCACACGAUUGCCAUCCGGCCCACUGGCUGGACGUUCAGUGGUCGCUCACUAGCACCGAAAAAGUCCAUUGAUGAUUUGGUGAAAGAAUGCGUGCCACCCACUUUUACCUACAAACAACUUGAGCCGCAACGCCAAAGCACACACGCGGUGCGCAUAUACGCGGUGCCGUACUCAGAGCACUCUUCGUUUUAUGAAUUGAUGGCCCUGAUGGUCUCACUCCCACACCGUCGCAUCAUACCCACUGUGUCAGCUGGCAAUCAAGCUCGGCGACAGGCGAUGCGUUCGUGGACGGACAUGUGGACGGCCGCCUCAACGCAGCAGCAUGUACAUAUAGCACCUCGUUCAGAAGACUACUGGUGA